AACUUCCAUAUUUCACAAACUAAAUUGUAACACCAAACAAGCAUCACACACAUGGACGGAACGAAGCUUACAAUGGUGGCGAUGGCCUUGUUUGCCGCGGCAGCAUUUCUCCUGCCGCAGGAAACCACCGCGCUCGUGCCCUACAUGAGCCCCCGGUCGAUAUGGGAGCUCAUGCUGCCCCCGGCCGACGACCCCUUCCAGAUCCUGGAGCAGUCGCCGCUGGCCGCAGCCAGAGCUGCCGUGGAUGAGACCGCGGUGGCUCUGGCGCGGGCGGACUGGCGGGAGACGGCGGGCGAGCACCAGAUCUCCCUGGACGUCCCCGGCAUGAGGAGGGAGGACAUCAAGAUCGAGGUGGAGGAGAACCGCGUGCUCCUAAUCAGCGGCGAGCGGCGCACGGAGGAGGAGGAGGUCAAGGACGAGCGCUGGCACAGGGUGGAGCGCACCGCCGGCAAGUUCUGGCGGCGGUUUAGGAUGCCGGCGAAUGCUGACAUGGAGAAGGUGAGCGCACGGUUGGAGGACGGGGUGCUGAGGAUAACGGUGCCAAAGGUGAAGGAAGAGGAGAUGAAGAGGGAGCCUAAGAUCAUCACCAUAGCCACCUCUGACGCCAAAGAGCUCCGUUAAUUUUACUAUUGUUUUGUAUUUGGGUUACAUGUCAAAUAAUGUCUGUAUUUUCGUUUCUUUCAUUUUCUCAAAUAAUUGCAUAUGUAGGGUUGCGCUCGUGAAAUGUAUCAAUAAUAAUUUGUGAGUUAGCUCGUUGGAUCUAAA
Salvia hispanica is the source of this 765-nucleotide messenger RNA. Its product is annotated as 18.1 kDa class I heat shock protein-like. NCBI's taxonomy places the organism in Eukaryota, Viridiplantae, Streptophyta, Magnoliopsida, Lamiales, Lamiaceae. The record is from RefSeq and is a predicted model, not a curated record.